UAUACUAGGACUCUCUCCAUUCUUCACCGUACACAAUAUAACUGAAAUCUUUAACACCAAUCAUGUCGAAGGUGGUUUGUGUGACCGGAGCCAGCGGCGCCAUUGGAUCAUGGGUGGUGCUCCUCCUCCUUCAGCGGGGCUACACCGUUCAUGCCACCGUCCAAGAUAUCAAGGAUGAAAAGGAGACAAAGCAUUUGGAGGAAAUGGAGGGAGCUAAGAGUGGUCUCCGUCUCUUCGAAAUGGAUCUUCUUGACAUGGAUUCCAUUGCUGCAGCCGUGAAGGGUUGUUCCGGCGUAAUCCACCUUGCAUGUCCUAACAUAAUUGGUCAAGUCAAAGAUCCUGAGAAGCAGAUAUUGGAACCGGCCAUAAAAGGGACGGUGAAUGUGCUGAAGGCGGCGAAGGAGGCGGGGGCGGAGCGAGUGGUGGCGACGUCGUCCAUCUCCGCCAUAACGCCGAGCCCAAAUUGGCCAGCUGAUAAGAUUAAGGGAGAAGACUGUUGGACUGACCUUGAAUACUGCAAGGAGAAGGGGUUAUACUAUCCAAUUGCAAAGACUCUGGCAGAGAAAGCAGGGUGGCAGUUUGCUAAGGAAACAGGCUUUGAUGUGGUCAUGAUAAAUCCAGGCACAGCCUUGGGCCCUUUGAUUCCCCCAAGAAUCAAUUCCAGCAUGGCAAUGCUUGUUGGUCUUCUCAAAGGGGACAAAGAGACGUACGAGGAUUUCUUCAUGGGAAUGGCUCACGUUAAGGAUGUAGCCAUGGCACAUAUAUUGGCUCUUGAGAACAAAAAAGCUUCCGGAAGGCACUUGUGUGUUGAAGCUAUUCGUCAUUGGAUUGAUUUUGUUGACAUUGUUGCUAAUCUAUACCCUCAGUAUAACGUGGUUCGGUUGGAGCAUGAUACCCAACCAGGGUUGUUGAGAGCAAAGAAUGGAGCCCAAAAAUUGAUGGAUUUAGGUCUGGAGUUUACUCCUGCAGAACAAAUUAUCAAGGAAGCAGUGGAGAGUUUGAAGAGCAGGGGUUAUGUAUAAUCUAUGGUUGCUAUAGAAGCCUUUGGUAAUUGGUACUCAACAAUGCAUUGUUCUAAGUGGUGGUGAUGUUAACUGAUAUAUAUUUCACUAUCAUCACUUUAAUUUGAUCCAUGUUUCUGUUUUUACCUUUUUAAUUUUCGGUCGUGUGUUUGUGUAAAAUAAGGUUGCACAUGCAUCCCGUCACUGUAAUUGUCAAUAUAUUUGAUGAGUUAUAUAUCAAAGUUUAGUGGUUUCAUCUUUA
This is a messenger RNA of Cajanus cajan (pigeon pea), 1263 nucleotides long. Its product is annotated as cinnamoyl-CoA reductase CAD2. NCBI's taxonomy places the organism in Eukaryota, Viridiplantae, Streptophyta, Magnoliopsida, Fabales, Fabaceae. The record is from RefSeq and is a predicted model, not a curated record. Gene Ontology annotation, molecular function: oxidoreductase activity, acting on the CH-OH group of donors, NAD or NADP as acceptor.